Molecule: messenger RNA, 768 nt
Organism: Colletotrichum lupini
Lineage: Eukaryota; Fungi; Ascomycota; Sordariomycetes; Glomerellales; Glomerellaceae
Exons: 2
Coding region: 1-768 (255 amino acids)
Source: RefSeq, a predicted model, not a curated record
AUGCGUCUGUCCGAGCUUCUUCGUCCCUCGUUUGCCUCGUUUUUUGGAUGUGAUUGUUCCCAAAUUUCCAACAACUGCUUCUUCCUAUCCGUAGUCUAUUGGGUAGGCAGUACACGACACCUAUCGAACAAACUGGACGCACUAUCCGGAUCCCGAAUCCAAGGAACCCCAAUCCUAGCUUUAUCCAACUAUUACCGCCAACAACAAACCACUUGUUCACCUCCACCGCCGGCACUAGAGCCCACGAACCCAUCUUUUACCGCCCUCGUCCAUGCACGUCAACGACCGCUUUUACCAUCCGAUGCCGUAACAAGAGUUCGACGCCCGUUGGACCACUCCUCGAUCGAGAUCGCGACCCCUCGAGAUGCUUGUUGCCCAGCCGCCCAAUCAACCUGUUACGUCUCUGUACCGGAACUGGCUCCUGUCUCGAACGACCCAGGCCUUUUUUCCCAACAGAACCGUUCUCAGGGUCCGCCGCCUUCGUCUCCAGACUCGGAUGGCCGCCCACCGGACCUCGACGCUGCCGCCUCCAGAAACCAAUGUCCGACACUUCCGGCAUCCACUCGUUCGCUUUGUCAUGACCGCCCUGCGCCCUCUGCCGCAGCAGAGCAGAGAACUCUCUUUUACGUCAUUGACUGGUCGCCUUUCACUCCCCGCGGCUUCUCCAACAUUAACAUGCCGGCUGCUAAACGCGCUGUGAAUCUGACGUGGUCUAACGAACCGACGAUGUUACUCCCCGCCGUUCUCGCCUGUGGACCAGUGGUCUGA